Messenger RNA from Bemisia tabaci, 11635 nucleotides. It is a transcript of the gene Crag, whose product is annotated as DENN domain-containing protein Crag. NCBI's taxonomy places the organism in Eukaryota, Metazoa, Arthropoda, Insecta, Hemiptera, Aleyrodidae. Gene Ontology annotation, molecular function: protein binding. Gene Ontology annotation, cellular component: cytoplasmic vesicle. The record is from RefSeq and is a predicted model, not a curated record. Gene Ontology annotation, biological process: regulation of Rab protein signal transduction.
UAACCCGUGAAAUUAUUGAGAGACCUUUUCAAAUCCUUGAAAUGCAGAACUAUUUUUGUCUGUAUUGUUGAACAUCUUAUUUCCUUUCCAAAUUCAACAGUCAACAUGGCUCCAAGCGAUUUAUUGCGAAAUGACACUGUCAAAGUGGAAGUAAGAGUGAAUAUUUUAAACUUAUCUCCAUUGAAUUUCCUCUCUAGUUUCUGUGAAUCAUAUCCUCAAACGAAGUUUUAAGAUCUCAAAUCGUGCUUGUGAAUAGGGGUGUGCAUAUCACCUCAGUUUUACCAUCUUUUGUCCCUGUAUAGUUGCAUCACACCACUAGAGAAAGAAUGUGAUUAGUAAUGAUAGUUUUUAUACAUCAGUGAUUAUAAAACCAUGGCCCUGAGCCCAAUAAUUCUAAUUAGAGGUUUGACAUUCUUGUCUCAAUCUUCCAAGUGUCAGGGUCCAUAACCCUCCGUUUACAAUGGAAGAGAGGAGGGUUGCCGAUUAUUUUGUCGUUGCGGGGUUACCAGAAGACUGUCAACUUCUCAAAGAUGAAGAAACAACAGCCCACUUAAAACCCAGCCACAAUCAGGCACCCAUCACAGACGUAGCAGUUAUAUUUCCGAGCCUUGGAGAAACAGUACCUGAUGGAUUCACGGUGAUCGAGACUACACCCACAGGGUUGUCUGCUGAUCUAAACCAUGGAAGUAUACGAAGUCCAGAAGUAUUUUUAUGUUAUCGAAGAGGAAGAGACAAACCACCCUUGAUUGAUAUUGGUGUUAUGUACGAUGGCAAAGAAAGAAUCCUAGCAGACUCAGAAAUAGUUAAGGAAACCCCUACAGGGUACGUAGCUAAUGUAAACAAUUCAACUGCCAGAACUUUUGUUACCUUUCGUCGAGCUCAGCCAACAAUGCCUUGUAAUGCACUAGUUGUGACUGAUAUUUGUGUUGUCAUUACAAGUAAAGGCGAAGAUCCCCCUCAUGCUUUCAACCUCAUUCAGAAGAAUUUAAACAAAGGUCUUGUAGGUUCUGAUGUCUAUCUUUGCUACAAAAAGUCAAUGAAUCGCACCAACCUAAUAACAUAUACUCCAGGCAUUGUAGAUCGUUAUCCAGAGACAGACCAAGGCUAUUUCAUGCUGCCACCAUCUGUACCUUUGUUUUGCCUCCCUAUGGGGGCAACUCUUGAAGCGUGGCCGACAACUGCUCAAGAACCACUCCCUGUUUUUUCUACGUUUGUCUUGACGGUCUCAGAUGGAGUAGAUAAAGUGUAUGGCUCUGCCAUCACUUUUUAUGAAAAGUAUCCAGAAGAUAAAGUUACCGAAGAACAACGAGAACUACUUAAUUUAAAAUCCAAGACCAGUGUUACUUUUCAUGUCAAUAAGUGUAUUUGCCUUCUGUCCCAUUGGCCAUUUUUUGAUACGUUCGAAAAAUUUCUGCUAUUUCUCCACGGAAUGGUGAAAAAUUCUGAGCCACAUUCAGUCCCAAUUGAGAGGUACAUUACUCAUCUGCUUGAAGAUGUUCCAUUCCCUUCAAUUCAUCGCCCAAGAAUUCUGGUUCAACUCUCAUCACAUGAUAGACUGAUUCUGACGCAGCCUGAAGACCUGCCAUUACCAAGAAGUGGUGCUGGCUUCCGUCAAUUGUUGUUCAACUUAGGACCUGAUAACUGUAUGCUAGUACUCGUCUGUGCCUUAACUGAACAAAAGCUCCUCAUUCAUUCUCUCCGUCCAGACGUUUUAACAGCAGUUGCUGAAGCUGUUUCCAUGAUCAUUUUCCCUUUCAAAUGGCAGUGUCCGUAUAUUCCGCUCUGUCCUCUAAGUUUGGUUGAAGUAUUACAUGCACCACUUCCUUUUCUGAUCGGAGUUGACUCUCGAUUCUUCAACUUGUAUGAUCCACCUCCAGAUGUUAACUGCGUUGACUUGGACACCAAUACCGUCACAGUAUGCGAGGACAGAAGGUAUCUAACUUCCAAACUUCUGCCAAAAAAGUCUGCAAGAAUACUACGAGCGAACUUGGAACAAUCAUACAGGAACCUUAGUGCUUUGUUGUAUGGUCGCAAGAACAGCACAUACCAUGUUGAUGAAAAUGUUAGUGAAAAUAGUAUCGACAAAGACUUUCAAUCCAAACGUAAGGAGCUGAGUCUUGAAUUAGAAAUCCAAGAAGCGUUUCUAAGAUUCAUGGCCAUGAUUCUGAAAGGUUACCGUUCUUAUCUACUUCCAAUCGUCAAAGCACCCACUGUUGGAGCCACUGAUACAAACUCCUUGUUUGAUUUACAAGGUUUUCUAAAAUCAAGAGACAAGGCGCACAGCAAAUUCUACAAUAAUAUGGUCCGAACGCAGAUGUUUAUUCGCUUCAUUGAGGAAAGAUCUUUCGUAUCGGACAUGGAUGCAGGGCUUGCGUUUUUUGAUGAGUGCACGGAGAAAGUGGAUCAAGAUAGUGGUGACUCUAAGCUAAUAGAACUAGAUGACUCACAUCAAAGUGAAAGGACUGUGUUUAUUAUGCCACCAGAACCUACAGGGCUUCCGAAAGAUGUCACUUAUUCGUACCCAAAUGGCUUUGUCCUCGACAAAUCCCUCUAUAAAGUCAAAGAGGUCAAAAAUCACCUGAGUGCUGAUCACAAAAGUAUGGCUGCCAUGCCAGGUAGCCCUAUGGCACGGCGAACGAAGUAUGAAAUUAAGUUGGCGCAGAAGCUAGCCAGAAAGUAUGCUGAACAUCCUGAUUUAUGGGCAAAGUGUCUCCUAACAACUUGUUACAGUGUUUGGUUCAUACACUUACCCAGCUUUGCUUUAAAUGUUGAGUCGAAAGCAGCAACUAUCUUGCUUUCUGCAUACGACCUGUUGGUGAAAAUCCAGAAAACUGGCUUGCAGCCCACAGAUGAGGUUUGUUAUCGAGUCAUGAUGCAGUUGUGUGGUGUUCAUAGUCAGCCAGUUUUGGCAGUCAAGUUACUGACUUUAAUGAAGCGAAGUGGUAUCCAGCCAAACGCCAUCACUUAUGGUUUCUACAACCGAGCAGUUCUAGAAGCUCAGUGGCCCUCUGGCAUGAGCAACUCAAGCCAGAUCUUGUGGAAUAAACUUAGAAAUGUUGUCAUUGGUGCUGCUCAAUUCAAACAUGCGGGUAAAAUGGCAAGCAAGAGGCGUUUGUCUGUCAGUGAGGAUGCAGGGUCCUCGGUUGUCGAUGUUGAUGGCGUUUCUCACACAUCCAUGGAUAGUAAUAACUCUCAGGAGUCCGCCAACUUGCUAGCAAGGAUUGCCAACCCUCUCAAUAAUGGUAUGACAACAACAAGCAGCCAGUCAGAUACUGGUUACACUAGCUCUUGUGGUGACAUUCAUGUACCAAUCAAAGAAAGUGAUCAGACUGAGCCUGACAUUAGCGAGGGCUGUCUCAUUGAUUUGGACCCCGCUACUAUUGACCAUCCCUUGGCCGCGGAAACUGAGACCCUCGUAACGGUUAACCGACCCGAUUACUCAUCUGAUGCUCUCGAUGCUGGCAGCCGUUCCAUUGUUGCCCCUUCAGACAGUAUUGCGUUUGAUAAGUUUAGAUCUCGAAUUGGCAGCAUAGUACGCACCUCGAACCUACCUUUAGUGUGUCCUAGAACUGCCAUCAAACAAGAGUCAUUCAAAAGCAGUGCAGGUCUUUUGAUGACAGGUGGUGCUUCUCUUUCUAUCGCCGAGGAAUCUCAAGAUUUAUGGGACUUGGAACAAUUUGAUGCUAUUUUAAACACUCCCCCACCAUUUGCCAGGCCUUGCUCGAGGAAAGCUCGCAGUGGAUCCUGUACAGAAUUCUCAUUUUCAAACAUGUCACCUAGUUCUACUCACCGACGAAACACUCCCGCUCCCUCUAGUCCUAAGCACAGCCCCUAUGAUACCAGUGAUUGUUACAAACUCCUCAUCCGGUCCGAGAGUUUCGCAAAUGAUGCUCAAAUUUUAGAUAAUUUAAAACUCCUGAAACAAGAACGAGUGGGCUACAAGUCAAACUUAAGUAAUGGUGACUCCGUUUCAAUGGUCGCACAGAAAAACCUGCGCAAUAAACAUGAGACGUGCUCAAAGUCACUUUUCAACAAACACCUUAACCCUAGCUUGAAGCAACUUGACGAACAUCCUAACUCUAAAAGUGUAGAUUCCUCAAUUGAAAAUUUAGGCAACAUUUCAAAUUUUGGAAGUGAAGAUGAUGUGAAUGUGCGCACUCCAAAAAGUAAAAAUGCAGUUUUAAGCAAUUUAGAAAACAAAUUGAAUAAAUUUAAACCUGAUGAAUGGACAAGAAGGCAAUCUGUAAGCUCAAUCAACGAAGAAAAGCUGGAAACUAGUAAUGACUCCCUUAAUCUUAGUUUCAAUAGCUCGCCCAUCAAGAGCCCCAUUCGAACACCUGUGACAGAAAAUGACCCACUUGGAGCUUUGUCUCCCACUGAAGAGGAAAACAAAACACUGAGUGAAAAAACCACAGAGAAACGGGAAAUGCCACGUGUCUCUUCAAAGAUAGAGCUCGACGAGUCUGGGGCGCCUGUGUUAUUCGACCGACGGAAAGGCGAAUGGUCUAACACGACUCAAAGUGCAAUAUUUAGCACGCGUGUGGAGAGUGAUGAAGAUGGAGAUGAAGGAGAUGAAGAAUACGAGGAUGAUGUCUCCCCACUUCACAGGAAAUCCAUGCACCGAUCUUCUACAAUGCCAGUCGAUAAUAUGGAAGAACCGGCAGACGGCUCAGCAUUAAAAACAGGCUUGAGCAGCUUUAAAAUACCUUUCACUCGUUAUUCACCCUCCCGGUUCAGUCUCCGCAAAACCGAUCUGCUUUUGGGCACUCAAAUUAUUGAGAAUGCUUUCAAUAAUCUCAGUACAAGUGGCAUCUCGACCAAGAAAGCAGAAUCUAUCAUGGGAGGUCUCCACAGCCUGAAAACGUCAGUAGCAAAGAAAUUUGAUGAAAUCAAGGAGGCAAUAUCGGCCAACAGCACACCCAUCAAAACCGGCAGUUUAUCAAGAGACAGGGAUUACUAUAUGAAUGAUGACGAUUUAUUGCAAGACACUGUCAAUGAAGAAUCAUCAUUUCGAAGGAAAAUCUCCAGUGAAUUUUCACCAUUAGCCAUGUCUCAGCAAUCAGAUUAUUGGUCUAACUUCAUGGAGCUAUUUGGUGAUGGUAGCAGAAAAGGAAGCACCUCCAAUCUUCAGCCUUAUGAGGAAUCCUCCCUAUCCAACUCUCAACAAAAUCUCAUUCAAGAAAAAUUGUAUCCAAAAGUGCUGCGUGAUCCCAAAAUCCCAGUGGCUUUAGAAAUUGUCAUGACAACCUGCUCUAGGUGUCACCAUUGCGCUUCAGUAUUAUACGAUGAAGAAAUCAUGGCUGGAUGGGUCUCAGAAGAUUCAAAUUUGAAUUCCAAGUGUCAGUUUUGUGACAAGUGGACUGUUCCCUUCUUGACCCUCACAAUCAAUGAUCAUAGGGGCAAGAAAAAAAUGGUUGCUCCUGUUUCCAGUCUACUCAGUUUAACAGCAUCUGAUAAACGCUCUUCUUUAAAGCGGGAUAGUACAACCACCAUGCCUGAGUCUAUCAAUACAAGCGUAGCCUCUUUGAAUUCUGAUGUAGAUGAAGAAAUCACAUUGCCAAUCAGCUCAGAGCCUAUUUCUGUACCCUACCUGAACCCCAUUGUUCUGAGGAAAGAACUGGAGUCUAUUUUGUACGCGGAAGGGGACGUUUGUAUGACCAAGCCUAAAUUCGUUGAUGAACAUCCUAUUAUUUAUUGGAACAUGAUAUGGAUUUUUGAAAGAAUUGCCGUCCCUUCACACCUACCGGCGCUUUGUUUAAAUGCUGAGUGCGUCCUCCGAAAUCGAGAGUCCUCUGCUUUUCACGAAUCAUGGAAUGCUUGCGAUCAAAACAACGUUCUGAUUCGAACAAUGUGGGACAAUACGAGGCUUCAUGAUGAGGUUGGUCUUCCUAUGUAUGUUCUGUGGAAUCAAAAUGACGAGCAGAGUUCACUAGUGAGCGCUUUGGUGACAGAUAGGACUACUAUUCCUCGCAGUGUUAUGCAGGCUGUGAUAACAUCUGUUCAGUUGAACAAUGAUUUAGUAGAACCCCUGAAGCGUCUUGCUGUGGAGCGGCAUAAGAUCAGAGGGCGAGGUGUGAACAGAAGUCAUUCACUUUAUCGAGAAAUUUUGUUCCUGACCUGCGUAGUGUGUCAAAGAGAAAAUAUUGAUCAGAGUGUGUUUGAUCGGGAGUAUGAAUUGGCCUUCAGAAAAUUACUUGAACAGGAUUCAAAAAAAUAUUUACGUUGUGAUCAACCAAUCUCGAAAGCAGCUGUUAAAUGUAGACUGUAUUUCAAGGAACUGGAGCUCUGACACAAGUUCAACCACAAGCAAAGCUUUUUGGACAGAGGGAGGAAGCCUAGCUCCCUGAACAGGUAGCUUUGAAGUUGAAUUCUGAGAGCAGCUGUUUUAAUUCAUUAAAUUGAGGUUUUUUUCUCUCUUUCCUUUCCUUUUCUUUUUUUUUUGAAAAGUCUUUGCUCAUUUAUUGCUUUAAUUCAUCAUAUUGUUUGUAUUCGCAAAGAGAUGGAAUGUGUGAAAUGUCUUAAAGGGUCCACAGUUGCUCAUCUCUCCACAGUCCCGUCCAAUCAACAUUACUUUUAAUUUUAAAAAAAAGCUUUUGCUUAGUUGAUCAUAGUCUUUCAAAAUUGUGUAAAUAUUCUAGUGUUGAUACUAUGAGAAAACACUUUCAGUCUAAACUCAGUUUGAUUUUAAAUUUUGAAAAUUUUAAAAGUUACCAGUUGGGAAAACAAAAACAAAAGGAAAAUUUUGUCUCCAGUCGCCCUUUGAAUGACUGAUAGUUUCAAUGGAUUCUGGAAUAAUUUUUAUUUACUUUUGGCCGUUUCUCAUAAGUAAUGUUAUUGAGCCCCUCUUUAAGAUUGAACUCCUUUUUUGAAAGUUGACUUAAAGUUUUCAAUAAUGAGAGCUCGUUUUUUAUUUGUUCUUGCUUUGCUUCUUUCUUCGAACUAUCUUAGUCCAGUAUUAGCAAGACCCUAAUUUUUUCCCGAAGGAGACCUAGUAGUGACAUGAUAGACAUCUCAAGCCAAUUAUGUCUACUACUGAACUAAUUUAUCACAGCCCUAUGGUUAUUUUGUCUUAACCCAACUUUACAAGGAAAUCUUGUCUGUGUUAUUGAAUGAAGGGAGGAUAAUUUUUGGUUAAUUGACUGUUAUGUGGCCUUGACUGCUGAUUGAUUUCUCACAAGAAUAUUUUGCCUUACUCAGUCCUGAUCGAAAAUUUGUCAUGUACCUCUAUAGAUUUUUUAGGGUUUUCAUUUCAUUUUAUUUUAUUUUGAAGAAUCAGAAUUUCGAUACCUACCUCAAAAAUCAGAGAAAUGGUCACUGAAAUCAAAUUAAUCAUAAAAGUGUAACCAUUUCUCUCUGACGCUUGGGGACAUUGAUGACCUCCUAUUUUGUGAUCCUAACAAUGUCAAAGAUAUUGUUGUAGUUCAUUACUGGGCCUUUGAUUGUUGCCACAACUUUAUUGAGAAGGGGAACAUCUAAAACUGAAACAUUCAAACGAGUUUGUUUUUUCUUUCUUUCUUUCUUUCUUUUUUUUUUUUUUUUUUUUUUUUUUUUUUUUUGUAGACUCAAGAUAUAUCUGUACGUUUUUUUGUUUUUUAUCUUGAAUGGGCCAUAGCAACAAGGUAAAAAAUCGAGUUUUCAAUCGCCAAUGCUGUCUUGACACAUGACUUUUGUAGGACAAGGGGUUUGUACCAUUUUGACCUUCCUUGCUCCUGUCUCUGCUUCCAUAUUUUACAACAAGUGUGUUGGUCUGGUCCAAAAGAGGUCCCGGUGCAAUUUUCUUUUCGUUAUCCAUGAACAAAAAUAUGCCUAAUCUGUAGCGAUUUUUGUCAGUCCCUUAACAUUGAAAUUCGUCCAUUUCAAUGUAGUGUAAGAAUUAAUAUUUAUUAAGGCAGGUUGUCUAACUGAAGUCGGUGAAUUAUAAUAGAUUUAAAUUAAGGAAUAAUAGUGUCAUCAAUUUGUGAUAAUCACCUUUGUGCCCAAUGAAUUUCUGGAAAGGGUAAAAAAAAAAUCAAUUGGAAGGGAACGUUUUGGAUGUUCCUCUCAUGUAACUAUGAACUAAAUUACAAAGAAAGAUCUGGCCUUUUGCAGUUUUUCGGUGGCUUAUUUUCCUUAUUGUAGUUAUCAUAUACUUCAUGUUUUAUUUAGUUUUUCAUUUUAAUUACUACUUGUUUAAUCACCCAUUAUUCAUUUUACCUUUUAUGUUUUAUCUGUUUUCACCAUUGCAGUUCUGUGAUUUUAGAUUUUUAAAAAUCAGUAAUUUUAACCCUAAUUUUCUGUUUAUCAAGUAGUGAUGGUCUGUGAAGCAGGAGUAAUUUCCGUUGAGAGAAGGUUUAAGUCAGAAGAUAGGAAAAUUCAGUUUCUAAUGCAAAUUGCCCUCUUAUAUCAAUGGAAAGAGGGUAGGUGCUGUUUCAAUUAAGAAUUUCUCAAAACUUAAUUCUAGACGCUCUUUUCUGACAGCCACCAGGAUUUCGAAAGGGAAUGUUUCUCCUGAUCAGUUGCAUUUCUUUUUAAGUAAAAUAGAUCAUCUCAGCUCUCUGAUUUUAAUACAUAGAAAAUCAGUGUUCUAGAUUUAGGGGUUGUGUUUGUGCCAAAAUUUUAGUAUUUUCCUUCUCCAUGAAAUGGUAUCAGGAUGUAAAUCACUUUCUAAGUUCUCCUUUUCACAGAUGCCAUCACUUACACGAAGGUUAACUUUGCCGUGCUAAGGAAGAACGUCAUAUGAACAUUCGAGAGAUGCCUUUCCUUUGAUAAAAUGCUCAUACGGCGUUUUUCCUUAGCGCGGCAGAACUGGGCUCUAAUUCGUUUAAAUCAUCUCCUAACAUGAUCCAUCAAGAAGUGCACGACCUGACCAUAGCUACUCAGAAUAAACUUGAAGUAAUUAUCAAAUCGUCAAGAAAAUCAGUACUAGUUUUGAAAUUUUAGUAAACUCUGCUUUAAGGUCAAAUGCUGUAUGAACAUCAGGAUGUUGCCAAAUUUUCUUCGAUCAAACUCUAAUUUUCAAGAAAACUUGUGGAUAUUUUCUGACCAGUUUUUCAGAAAAUUUUCCUCGCAAUUCGAUUUAAAGUAUCUCAAAUUUCAAGGAGCAUUUUUUAUAAAUUAAUAUUUUACCAGAGGAAAUUCGGCAACGCCCAAAUUUUCAUACACCAUUUUUCCUCAGUACGGCAGAAUAAUAAUGCCGAGGUCAGACCUUACCGUUAAUCUCUUUUUGCAAAAUGACGUGAAGUUCCAGUGAGCGAUUUCAAGGCAACAGGAAUAGUUGCGCUGUGCAACAUUUUGAAAAUGAAAGAGCAUCAAUUCCAACUAAAUUUUACUAACUCAUUCAAAACGCUUUGAACUUAAUUUUCAUUGGCUUCAGCAUGAAAAAUUAUGAUUUCGUGCCAAAACUCCAUCAUCUUGUCGAUAAAUGUAGUCACACAUCUGUCCAAUGAAUUUUCUCACUGAAAAAUAGAAUUUUAAUUUUAGUCUGGCUAGAUUUUUAGCAUUAAGAACCCUUCAAUGAAAAUAUUCCUGUCAUCAUCACCAAAACACCGAAAAUUACUAUUUCGCUUGGAUUUUGAUUUGGCAACAUGUAUCUAAAUAGAAAUUUUCAGUACUUAAAGUCUCACAAAUUGUUAAACAAGGAUAAUUUUUCAUGCUUUUUUUGUAAGAAGGAACGCAGGGAAACCACUCUGUUUGAUUUAUCACCUCAGUUUCCUGUUUUUUUGUUUUUUUUUCUGAAGUAGCUUUUAACCGUUGGCAAUACAAUUAUUUCUGUUACCUUGAAGCUGCCCAAAUGAUUGCAGUUGAAAAGUAUCUAAAAGAAAUUAUUUCACAGUUUCAUUUUUUAAAAUGAAUGAAUUAUUUUAUCGAGUAAGCUCAAGAUAAAUGAAUGAACUUACUAUGUUAUUUGCUUUAGCAAAACGUAAAAAUUUAAUCCUCUUGUCAAUAUGUCCCCAACAUGGCUGUUAUCUCAGACCAUUAAUUACAUUAGAGGAGAAUUACGCAGAAAAUUGGGCUGUGGCAAAGAAUUAAGUUGUUCAUCACAAAAAUCUGGAAGAUAGUCAUUUCAGGACAGAUCAGAGGCAUGUUAGAAUCAGAAUUUUAGCAGCAUCCAUUCCCAAGAUCACAAUCUCAAUUUUUAUGAAUUGAAAUUUUGAAACAAUCGAGUUGUGUCCUAUCGGUGCUAAACAAAUGCUACUGUCAAUCCAUACUCUUAGAGCGGUGCAGGCUAGACCGACCAAUGGAGUUUAAAUAUUUUUAUUUCUUUAUUUUUACUCUUUAGAGGAACAGGAACCUCUAGUCUAUAACCCCUUUCAAAAUGGACCUUAUCAGCCUUGAGAGUGUAUCAUCGGUGUAGUAUUUCCCCUCACUUUGACCAUCUAGAAGGUCAAAAAUAUUUAAAUCCAGUUAUUUAUCCUCAAAGUCUGGAGUAAAUAAUAACCUUACGACUUUUUAAAUAUUGUGCUACUUCCACGGCUUCUCGCAAAUCUAAAUGUUUACAGGCCAAGUCAACAAUCUCUUUUUAGAUUUUUAGCAAAAAUUCUUUUCAGUAUGUUUUUAACUUCAGAGGCACAUUUGUUUUAAUGCAUGCUUUUGGUUCCCCUGGAUGAGAAAGGAUGGUCUUCAUGUAUUUGUAUUAUUAAAGUUUCAAUUUUUUUAAAAUUCUGGCCUAAAGAAACUUUGAUCAACUCAAUCGUUGUCUCACUUUGCAUUAUGUAGAUCUCCAAAUGGCCAUAAAAUAAAAUCGUUGUUUGACGAAAACAUUUUCUUUUGUCGUAGGCUUGUUUACCUCUGUGAUCUAACAGUCAAUAUGGAUAUUAGGAGCUGAAUAGCUCUAAUUAUUUGCAUCAAGUUUCAUUACAUGAUAAACUGUAUUUCAUCGGUGCAUUCAGUUGGUGAAUCAAUUUAUCAUUUGUAAAUCCUUUGUCUUUCAUACAGUUUUUCUUUAUAGUUUCAUCCGAGUGAAGAAUCAUAUCUGGAGUGAGUUUUGUUCUUAGUUUCAUCUGUUUUUAAAUUUAGAAUGCUUGCUAAUACAUUUAGUCAAAUUGUUUGUUAUUUUAUUCUCAUCUUAAAAUUUUUAAUUCCUUGAAUUGUCUUGAAAUGAAAAGAAAUGUUAAGACUUGCACAUGAUUUCUUUAAGAACCUUUGAGGAAUGGUGUUUCUAUCCCAUGAAUAAUUUAUGGAGUAAAUUUUUUUAUUUAAUUUUAUUUUUUUUAAAAGCUGGACCAGCAGUGUCUAUCAAUUUUAUGAAAACUAAAAGUUUGUAAGUAAAUGUUGUUAUUGGUUUCAUCCCUCAGAAAGUAUCCUUAAAUUGCGGAACACAUUGCAUAGGCUCUGUUAUUUGGAUGCAUUGGUCGAAUGCCACCAAAGGACGCAAGUGAUCAAUCUUAACUUUCUGCAUCUCAGUAAAGCAGCGAAAAAAAUAUUCAUGCUGUUUCAAAAAGAGUGAAAGGGUUCAUCAAAUGUCAAUUGGGGUCGGGUCUGGUAUUGCUGUACCUGCAAGGAAGAAUGAAAGGUAAUGUAAAAAUACGAAGGUGUGUUAGGUUAUUCAAGGAUACUUUCGGCCUGUAUUAAGAUUUAUUUUUUAGAGAAAAUAUUGAGUAUUGUAAAUCUGAUUGUAAAAAAGAAAAUACGAAAUAAAAAAUAUCUAUAUUUUGUA